AUGGGGAAGAUUUCAACACAGCCUCUAUCUCGAAUGCCUUCCAAUUAUGAUGAAGUUUUCAUGCAUCAAACCUUGCUCUUUGAUGAUAGUCUAAAGGAUUUGAAAAAUCUGAGAACACAAUUGUACUCAGCUGCUGAAUAUUUUGAACUCUCGUACACCAAUGAUGACCAAAAACAAAUAUUGGUUGAAACGUUGAAGGAUUAUGCCAUCAAAGCUCUUAUAAAUACUGUGGACCAUUUAGGAUCUGUAGCCUACAAGGUGAAUGAUUUGUUAGAUGAGAAGGUCAAUGAAGUUUUCGGGGAAGAGCUACGUUUAUCAUGUGUUGAACAGAGAAUAAGGACAUGCCAUGCUUUUAUGGAUUAUGAGGGGCAUACACAACAGUCUCUGGUGAUUAGUACUCCAAAACAUCACAAGCGUUACAUUUUGCCAGUUGGGGAGACCUUGCUUGGUACCAACUCAACAAAAUCAAAAUACAUAGGAUGCCACCUAGAUGAUGAAGAUGAUUGGCAGCAUUUCAGGAAUGCUGUUCGCGCUACUAUAAAAGAAACACCAACGCCUACCUCGAGUAAAGGGAAUUCUCCAUCACCUUGUUUACAAUCUCAGAGAGUUGGAGCUUUUUCUUUCACUUCAACUAACAUGACCAAAAAAGAUUUAGAGAAGAGGACAGUUUCACCGCACAGGUUUCCACUUUCGCGAACCGGAUCAAUGUCAAGUAGAUCUACAACACCGAAGACUAGUAGAUCAACUACUCCAAACUCAAGAAACAGAAACGCAACAAGUCCUUCAAAUGCAAGAAUAAGGUAUCCUUCAGAGCCGCGCAAAUCAGCUUCAAUGCGGUUAUCUUCUGAUACAAACAACCUAAAAGAUAUGGAACAACACCCGAGUAAAAGUAAGCGCCUUCUUAAGGCUUUGCUUAGCAGACGCAAAUCUAAGAAGGAUGAUACAUUAUACACUUACUUGGAUGAAUAUUGA
Vicia faba (fava bean) is the source of this 972-nucleotide messenger RNA. NCBI's taxonomy places the organism in Eukaryota, Viridiplantae, Streptophyta, Magnoliopsida, Fabales, Fabaceae. The record is from the annotation of a GenBank genome assembly.